AAACCAGAUAUCUAAAAAUUAAAAUUGAAUAAAAUCGAACCGGGCCUGCUCAAAUGAUUCGAACCGGGUUUAUUCCUUUGACUCGUACCCGACCCGACGCAAAGCAGCAAGCUUUAGGUCUAAAAGAUUCCAACUUUGAAGUUUGAUCGGAACAAAAACAGAGACAAAUCUGCGUCUGAUUUCAAACGGAACAAAAAUGCUCAGUAGGGUUAGAAUUAGUAAGCUUGUUUCGUAUACUUUACCUCGGAGAGUCUUCGAACGGAGGUUUUUGGUGACGAACAACGCUUUCUCUAACACUGAGGAGUCGACGGUUGUUGCCGCAGAGUCGCCGGAGCUUCCGUCUUGGAUCAGAGACUUCUUAUCAAACAAGCCUUCUUCUUCUUCUUCGAGUUUGGUUCCCGAAGACGAUGAAGAUUUCGUUAUCCCAUCUUUGGCGAAUUGGGUUGAGAGUCAGAAGUUUAGUCGUGAACAAGUCUCAGAGGGUAAUGUGGUGAAGAAACCAGUGGAAGAUAUUGAGAAAGUCUGCGAAUUUUUGAAUAAGAAGGACGCGUCUCAUGGGGAUGUUGUUAAAGAGUUGAGUGGAUGUGAUGUAGUGGUUACAGAGAGUUUGGUUUUGCAAGUUCUGAGAAGGUUUAGUAAUGGGUGGAAUAAAGCUUACGGGUUUUUCAUUUGGGCAAAUUCGCAAACAGGUUAUAGGCAUUCAGCGAAGAGUUAUAACGCAAUGGUUGAUGUGUUGGGGAAAUGUAGGAACUUUGAUUUGAUGUGGGAAUUAGUUGAUGAGAUGAUGAAGAAGAGUGAUGAAUCUGGGCUUGUUACGCUUGAUACGAUGAGUAAGGUAAUGAGGAGAUUGGCGAAAUCUGGGAAAUAUAGUGAAGCUGUUGAGGCGUUUUUAGGGAUGGAGAAGAGUUAUGGUGUUAAAACAGAUACUAUUGCUAUGAACAGUUUGAUGGAUGCACUUGUUAAAGAGAACAGUAUAGAGCAUGCUCAUGAAGUGUUUCUGAAGCUUUUCGAUACAAUCAAGCCGGAUGCUCGGACAUUCAACAUUUUAAUUCACGGGUUUUGUAAAGCUCGGAAAUUUGAUGAUGCUAGGACAAUGAUGGAUUUGAUGAAGGUUACUGAGUUUACUCCUGAUGUUGUUACGUACACAAGCUUUGUAGAGGCUUAUUGUAGGGAAGGAGAUUUUAGGAGAGUUAAUGAGAUAUUGGAGAAAAUGAGAGAGAAUGGGAGUAAACCUAAUGUUGUGACUUAUACGAUCGUGAUGCAUUCUUUGGGAAAAUCUAAACAAGUAACUGAAGCUUUAGGAGUUUAUGAGAAGAUGAAAGAAGACGGGUGUGUUCCUGAUGCUAAGUUUUAUAGCUCAUUGAUACAUAUUCUGUCAAAGACUGGUAGGUUUAAGGACGCAUCUGAGAUAUUUGAGGACAUGACGAAUCAAGGAGUUUCUCGUGAUGUUUUAGUCUACAAUACCAUGAUUUCUGCAGCCCUUCAUCAUUCUCGAGAUGAGAUGGCCUUGCGUUUGCUUAAAAGGAUGGUGGAUGAAGAAGAGGAAUCUUGCAGUCCAAACGUUGAGACUUACGCUCCAUUACUGAAGAUGUGUUGCCAAAAGAAGAAGAUGAAGCUACUUGGAAUCCUGUUGCAUCACAUGGUGAAAAACGAUGUCAGCAUCGAUGUGUCGACAUAUAUCCUUCUCAUUAGAGGAUUGUGUAUGAGCGGGAAAGUUGAAGAAGCUUGCUUGUUCUUCGAGGAAGCGGUGCGGAAAGGAAUGGUUCCUAGAGAUAGCACUUGCAAAAUGUUGGUGGAGGAGCUUGAGAAGAAAAAUAUGGCAGAAGCAAAACUUAAGAUCCAGAGUUUGGUUCAGUCGAAAACUAUGACAGAUUUAGGCAGUCCUUUAUCUGUUGUUGCGUAGAGAUUAUUAGAGUUUGGAGCCAUUAUUAGAGUUUGGAGCCAUGGCUCAAAGUUUUGUUUUCUUUUCUGUGGAAUGAUAAUCAUAUACUCUGUUAGUCUGUUAGAUCACAAACCAUGCUCCUACCUUACUGAUAUGAAAUGAAUUCACAUGAUUAUGUAUGUUUGAUGAAACAAAUCAAUGGAUGACAAAUUUUUGAAUA
Capsella rubella is the source of this 2102-nucleotide messenger RNA. Its product is annotated as pentatricopeptide repeat-containing protein At3g22670, mitochondrial. Bases 197 to 1903 code for a protein of 568 amino acids. The transcript has a single exon. Gene Ontology annotation, molecular function: protein binding. NCBI's taxonomy places the organism in Eukaryota, Viridiplantae, Streptophyta, Magnoliopsida, Brassicales, Brassicaceae. The record is from RefSeq and is a predicted model, not a curated record.